Molecule: messenger RNA, 12267 nt
Organism: Porites evermanni
Lineage: Eukaryota; Metazoa; Cnidaria; Anthozoa; Scleractinia; Poritidae
Source: the annotation of a GenBank genome assembly
AGAAGUUAUGUGAGCAAACGCUUUCUGGAUGUCAUUAAGAGUUGCACUGAUGGCUGGCACGCACCUUUGAAAGACCUGGCUGAAGCUCAGCAAGUUCAAGUUUAUACUGAUGCUGAGUUUCUGAGUGGACCGGAACAAGUCAGAGUUGAAUGGCGGCGUGAUCAACUUGCGGAAACCAAUCCUCAGGCAAUGGCAAUAGAAAAUGAAGGAGAAGGUGAGAUGACUGUUUUUAGGCUUCCAGCCUUUAUGAGUAGGUGCUCUUGUUUGCUUGUUUUGUUUUGAAAUAAUAUCAGGGUUAUAUAAGAACAAAUCUAAAAGAAAUGGAAAUAAUCUAUCUGCGAGUAAAAUGUUAUCACAUUAUACAGCAUUUGAUCGUUUCCUAAUGGCGAGCUAGCUUGACCAAUGUUAUAAUUAUUCUAAAUAUGUCUGUCUAUUCAUAUGCCAUUUCUUUUUACAGGAGUGUUUACAGCAGCGUUUGACUGUCAAAUUGAGUGGUUAAUUGUGAAGGGGAUAGCUGAUUAUGCAGAUGGUUCUCAGUUGCCUUCAGAGAGUUGGUCGUCCUGUGCCAGUGUGAUGGCAGCUUCUCUUGUUGCACACAUUUUGAAUGAACCCUGUGUUUUUCAUUCAUGGCCUCAUUAUCAAGGUAAUAGACACUAAACCCAUUUUGCAUGUGGUUUAUUAUUGUACUGUUUUAUUUUUGCUGUUUUUGAACCAGGGUUAGGCUUGCACUGCAUAAUAAUGUUACAGUAUACUGUGAGUAUGUUCCGCCCAAAAUGCUAUAACUGUUAGCUUAAAAUUUAAAUUUGAUCCUGUGUUCAUAUCUUGUGAUAUGACCACUUUGGUGUAAAUUUUGUUAUGAUUCAUAAUUGAAAAAUAAGAGCUCUUGAUUUAAAACAUUUACUACAGUGUUGCUCGUUGAUUCAGUGGCGUUUGUUCUCAGUCAGUAAACAGACCAGAUUUCUAAAAUAUAAGCCAUUUGGGUAGUAUUACACUAUCAAACAUUAACACCAACUUAGGUGAUGACUUGCGCAUAGGUUGUCGAAAUUGUCGACAGUGCUUUUGAGGACAAUUAUUCUCGUUGAACAAUGGCAUUUAACCUACAAUGAUGUUUAAACCACAACAUUCCCAUGGCUAUCUUUCAUUUCUAACAUAGAUCUCAACUCAUAGUACAAACAAGCCUGAAGUAUGUUAGCUUCUGCUUUAAACGGCGUGUUAUUUCUGUAUUUAAGUGAGUGAUCUUUUUUAUUGCAGAUUUAUCACAGCAGUGCUCUGCCAGCAGAUCAAACGAACAGUUACCUUGUACUCCAGGUACUGAUGUUAAAUGUCAGAAAUGUGUAUCACAGUACAGUAGAUUCAAAAAGUCAUUAAUAAUUCAUCAAGAAAAAACAAAAGAAAGUAUUGUUUAAUGAGUGUCUUUACAUCUGAUAAGGACAUUGUUAAACUUUACGUCCAAUUUUUUAGACCAAAAUAACCUCAAAUCUAGAUAUUAGUGCAAGAACGAGUUCAUCUAUAUCAGAGAAUCUGAAGCCGUUCAAAAAACUCGUAGUCGUGUAUUAUCAGGUUUAAAAACUCUCAGUUUCAUCUCUAGUUGUUACGGUGCGACUAGUAUCCGAGGCCACCUAGACAAAGGUUGACCAAUCGGGUUACAGGAAAGUAACAAUACAUUCCAAGGAAGUUGGUUGAGGUCCAAGCAGCAGCUCGUAGAAAAACAAUAAGUUACUCAAGCACAAAAUUUAAACAUAGGCACGUUUAACGUGCACGAGCUAUUUUGAAUGCUUCAGUGUAACCGUAUCAACAAUCUACUGUUCUAAUCCUAAAUUAAGACUAUUUUUUGUGCGAAAUUGGGUAUCACUGUACAUUAAUGAAAACGCGAACCGCUACGCACAGCUGAGUCAGUCCUCAUACUAUAGAUUCACUUUUCUUUGUCUUUCCUUCCGACAUCUGUUGCGAAGUAAACAAACUGUUAAAGUACCAUGAACAUCAACUCACCAACCGUUGCUUAGAGGGAAGACUCGAAGGUUUCAAGGUUUCUUCAUGGUUUGUUAAGAUAAUGGAGCUCGUCGAAAACCGAAUAGCUAAGAAAUGCCACGAUUUUCAUCAUUGUUGUAGAUGGUUGCAUCCUCAUUAUUCACGAGGUUGUCACGUGCGAUUCUACUUAAUGAAACAGUCUUUAACAUUGACGACUUGAUUCUAAAAGUGUUAUAAGUUUUUGAUUCUUAAAAGAAAGCUUCAUUUAAGGCACUAGUUACAAAACUAAAGUGGUCUUCAUACAAUCAUGUUACUAUUAUUACUGUGAAAAGCCAGUCUGAAUGAGAUAUACAGUCAUACAGUUUGCACGUGAAAGUGAUGGACUUUGGCCCUUUCGUGGUUCGUACGUGAGAUAACUGGAGUUAUCACACAGUAAUUCGGUAAAUAGGAUUAUAAAAAUAACUGAUGCACACAAUUUGCGCGUGAAGGUGUUGGACUUUGUCCCUUUUACAAUUCGUACGUAAAAUAACGUAGCCUGCGUAGCUGGCGGGAUAAUCAUGGGAGUGCUGUAUUGUUUUGGCGGCAGAGCCGCGAGAUAGGGGGGUAUACAAGUCAAUUUGAAGUCCCGCCUGCCACAAUUCUUGGGUAUUUUGAAUAGUCCGCAGCCAGGCUUACGGGAGUUUCUAACUGGCUGAGAAGCGAUAAAAUGCCAAUCAAAUGAUAAUUAAUAUCUCUUCUAUCUCCCAAGAGAAAGUUAGUGCGUUCAUGUGGAAAUGAAUCAAAUUUAGCAAGCUAUAAACAGGCUCCACUCCACUCCACAGUAAGACUUCCGCCUAAAAUAAAUCCUCGAAAGACAUUUUUUUGAGGGAAAUAGAUCUCAAAAUUUAAGACGUGUCUUCUGCAAGUUAAACCACAGGUCACCCAGGCUCUGUGAUAGUACCACAGUACGGUUCCAGUAAAAUUACAAUGUUUGUAUGGGGUAAAAAUACCAUCCUAAAAUUUCGAGGAAAUACUAAAUAAAGAUCAAUGAAACUUACUCUGCAGUUAAUUGUUGUUGUCCUUAUUGCUCCAACGAAGUUUCGUGAUAAUUUGCAGUAAUUUGUUCAAAUUCACUCUAUAUACAAUAAUAAUAUACAAGGUAGGAAACACGAGGUGCCAUUUUCGCCGACAUGCUCUCAUUCAACACAACUUUUUCCACGAAAUUCGAACUCCAACGGAAAAUAAACAUGCCAGGAUCGUAGAAAUAGGAUAGCAGCAGAUAUAGAAACCAAUGAAGCUUUCCCAGAUAGAGAAACGAAUCCCACAGACUUUGACAAACUCGAAGAAUAUAAUCCAAACACACCGAGAAUACGCUCGCCGAAGCAGCCGGGCCAGAUCAACGCGCGGCCAAGAAAAUGAGGCCUGGGCACUGUACAAAAAAAUUCCAUCCCGGGAGUCCUGGGGUGACCUUUCUAGGGACCGAUACAUCAUUUGCCCAAAGCCACCCUCCCCUGCUGGAAAAAUACUUGAUAGAAGGCAAUUGUUCUUCCUAGCCAAUCACUAUUUGCCAGAGCAAACCCCGCACACGCGCCUAAAUUUAAAUGGCUAAAAAAAAAUAAUACAAUCAGGAGAGUCUGCGGAGUUGCAAGGCGCCCCAUUUCUUUUACUAAGGAAUGCAAAUAACAGUAAUGAAACUAAUGAAAUAACAACGCGAAAUACUUACAAGGCGGGCUAAAAACAAGGUUGAACAAAAGGUAGAUGAUGACUGAGAUACUGUUGCUGUGAACUCUCGAGCGAAACUAUCGUAAAUAAACGGUGAAGCUUACAAACUAAUGUCAAAAAUUAUACAGAAAAUUGCGACAGAAUAUGAAUUGCGAUAACUGAGACGAAUGUGAAAGGCACGUGCACUAGUAAACAAAGAACUAGCGCGAUUAACAUAUUUAGCGAUUAAUGCGGCAGUAACACGCCGACUUCUUGUCAAUACAAGUGAACGCUCUAUCGGUUAAAUAUGUGAAUCAUCGUGAUACACCUCUCUUUGAAUUUGGUCCUGUUGUACAAAUGCCUCGGUAAGAGCCAAAAUUCACUUAUAUCUUUUGCUCGUUUUAAGUUUUGUAAAUCGUCCUUCGUUGUUCUUUCCUUUGCCCUUAUAACCUUGCCCUAUUGAUGUUUGAUAAACUUUCUGAGGACCAGCGCCAGGAGCUGAAUAUAGUUCGAGAGGAAAAUAAUCUCUUUAUAACAGGCCAUAGUGAUUGGCUAGGAAGAACAAUUGCCUUCUAUCAAGUAUUUUUCCAGCAGGGGAGGGUGGCCUUGGGCAAAUGAUGUAUCGGUCCCUAGAAAGGUCACCCCAGGACCCCCGGGAUGGAAUUUUUUUGUACAGUGCCCAGGCUUCAUUUUCUUGGCCGCGCGUUGAUCUGGCCCGGCUGCUUCGGCGAGCGUAUUCUCGGUGUGUUUGGAUUAUAUUCUUCGAGUUUGUCAAAGUCUGUGGGAUUCGUUUCUCUAUCUGGGAAAGCUUCAUUGGUUUCUAUAUCUGCUGCUAUCCUAUUUCUACGAUCCUGGCAUGUCUAUUUUCCGUUGGAGUUCGAAUUUCGUGGAAAAAGUUGUGUUGAAUGAGAGCAUGUCGGCGAAAAUGGCACCUCGUGUUUCCUACCUUGUAUAUUAUUAUUGUAGAUAGAGUGAAUUUGAACAAAUUACUGCAAAUUAUCCCGAAACUUCGUUGGAGCAAUAAGGACAACAACAAUUAACUGCAGAGUAAGUUUCAUUGAUCUUUAUUUAGUAUUUCCUCGAAAUUUUAGGAUGGUAUUUUUACCCCAUACAAACACUGUAAUUUUACUGGAACCGUACUGUGGUACUAUCACAGAGCCUGGGUGACCUGUGGUUAAACAUCUACCAUCGAGGUUCUCCAAGAGGAAGUCGAACUCAGCAACUCGCGCACUGCUCACGUUAUGCACAUUCCCAACACAUUGAGUCUCACCUCGGCAAGAAACAACAGCAAGCAGAAAUUCCAAUAGUGUUUCUCUUCAGUCAACUUCAUUUUAAUAAUGUUACUUCACAUGCUCUUUUUUACGGCGGCCAUCUUGUUAUGCGCAGUAAGAGAUGCGCAGUGCAAAACCAGGGAAUCACCUUAAACCUUAGAAAUACGGGUGGAGUAUGCUGUGGAGGAUUCUUGUUUUUAACUGAGCAAAUGUUAUCUUUGCCGAUUGAGAGGUCAUGAGGCCGAUGUGUUUCCUGUGCAUUCCAGCAUUGAUUUCCUUUGGUUUUUGUUUCUGACAGAAUUUGACUUCUGAAGCAUUUUAGGAAAUUCUUUGACCUCUCUUGAAGCAUAAAGCUUUUUAUUGCGGCUAAAUGACUGUUUAAUAAAGGAUUUAGUUUCUCAAGUUUGGAGUAACUGCAGAAUAUCCUGCCUGCAUCCUGAAUAACUUUCAACAAAUGGUUGUUUUGUUCGCGAAUUGAUUGUUACGCUUGGCUUGACUCGUUUGCAGGUCAUUUUCGUAUUACACAACUCUUCAUGAUUGGGUAUUAUAAAUCAAAUGGUUCCAAACAAGGUGACAAAAGUGGGCGGCAUUCAAAACUCAUAAGAAAUGUGAACGAGAAUCCCGCCAGCUACGCAGGCUAAAAAAAAGCAAAUUGUUUACUAGAAAAUUUGCUCAAACAAUUUUAAGAAAUCACCUCGGCUUUACAAUAUCUGCAAUGAAAUUAUGCUUCACGCAACGUUAAGGUUGAUAACCUAACCUUUACCUUCCAAGAAAAUUUUCAAACUGGCGAAAUAUAUUUCUACUCAUAUCACGUUAUUUCACUCAAUAAAACAAUGUGUAAUUAUUUUGUCAACUAGCUUCUUCCCAUUUAAUUCCCUGACGUUACUGUUUCUACUUAAAUUACGCAUCUUUACUAAAAAAAUACGUUUCAAUAACUACAAUGACUCUUAAGCAGCAAGCUUGUUUAACGUUGUUCACCUAAUUCAUGUUUUUAUUUUGCUGGUACGAAAAAGGUCUGUUGAACUUGUAGGCGAGAGAAUAAAGCUUGUUCAAUACUCGCCUUGCCUUUCAGACUUCUAAAAUCACGGUUUAUAGGCCGCAUACUCCAGAAUUAAAGUCCAUACACUGUAUCUAAAUUUCAAUUAUUGUUUCAUUGGACGAACUUUGAAAAAUAUAUCAUCUUUUACACUCUACCUUGAAGCAGGUGAAACAGAAUUCAUAAAUUAUGAAAUACGUGUGUUGUACCAUUCGCGAUAGCCGAAUUAGGUCAGAAAUGUCUUGAAGCAGCACCCACCCUAAAAUAUGAACCCUUAGACAGCUCCAUCACUGUACUUAGUGUUUGAAUCAUAAAGAUAUUUCAAUGUUAUGCUUCUAAACACCUUUAGCCGUAAUAAAAGACGAAAAAAUUGUGAAGAAUCAAGAUGGCGGUCUCAAAGUGCUUUUGUUUGACCUUAAGCCGAGUGAAUGUCAUGUUAGAUGCCAAAAUUUCAUUGGUUCCUACGCAUCAACUCAUAGUACCUUCAACCUUACUGGCUCCUGCAACAGAAAUCCGAACACACAAAGUCACAAAGCCACAGAAAUAAAGACGCUCAGACCACUAACAUAUGAGCUAUUUUUUCAAAAUAGCUCAAAAAUUGAUGGCAAACAUUUUUCAAGAAUGCAAAAUGUUUAACCAGACAAUGUAUUUCUUUUCGAAAUGUAACAUAUAACACCCAAGAGACAUAUUUGUCAGACACAAGCUGUUAUUUUGUCAUUUUCCAACAAUUUCGUCCCUAUUGCUGUGCUUUGCAAUAACAUGCGACCUCAAGUCAAAAAUAUAACCAACGUUUACGUUUUCUGCCUCCGUCACUCACUCUAACGGACCUCUCAGGAAACACGGACUUUCUUCAGCGGAUUCAAGAGGUCAUGUGGGUUGUGUUUGGUUGAUUUCGAUCCAUGUUGUUUAUUUUGUUUCAUGGUAAUUAUGAUUGACGACUAACUUUCUCGUAAUGUGCAUGUAUUGUUAUUUUGCUGUAAUCCGAUUGGUCAACUUUGUCUUGGUGGCCCCGGUUAUAGUAGUCGCACUGUAAACCUAAUAAUACACUCCUGCUUGUUUUUUAAACAGUAUUAUUAUUCAUUCAAAAUAUUUCCCCUAUUCUGAUUGGCUAAAAGCACACGUUUAAUUCACCAUAACCAGUUACUGAUGACCAAGAUGACCAAAUUUGGAAGAAUUUUGUGUUUAGCGAGGACAUGACGUCAAAAAUGCAGCGUUCUUGCAGGUUAAUGCACCGUUAACCGAGAAGACCUGGGGACGAGAUUAAGUUGUUUUGGUUGUGAACUUGAAAAAUGGCGGACAUUUCAUUCGUUUCAAGAGUAACAACUAGGCGAAAAAAUAGCGAAAAACAUGGCAAGAACAGCAAGAAGACAACUCGAAGAGCGACAUCUGCUAUUUGGAGAAUAUUUGCGGAGCUGAACAACCCUAAUUCUUCAUAAGAUACUCAGCCUCAUUCAUUAAUUGUUAACUAAUCAUUACAUCACCAUGUAGAAGUUAGCCAGCACAUCAGUGCAUUUUCCACUUAUUUUCCUCCCUCCUUUUUUUUUUCGUUUGUGGUCAUGGCUUUUGGAAACUGUUAAUGUAGUUUGUUCUACACAAUAUAGCUAGUAUAUUUGGACAAAAUUCCAGUCAUUCUUUAUCUUGUUAUGUUUAUUUGAUUUGGUUGUUUCAGUCAUUUGCUCAGCCCUUCUAGUCCUAGUGUGCUAUGAACACUGUCGAGGGUAAAUAAUUUUUUUUCUAAUAAUAAGUUACAACUUCACUGAACGUAUACUUGUGAAGUGAAUUAGCCUUAUCCACCCUUACAGAGUCUUAUCAACGGAAUUACAUUACAAAACUAGAGCAACAACACAGUCGGAUAUUAACCGAUUAAAAGUAAUUGCAUCCUUUACAUACAUGUAUGCAUACUGCACACAGCAUUGACUCCUCUCUCCUAUCUAUUACCUGACUUCUACCCGUGGGCUUCUGGCUCUGGUCAAGAGUUAAACUGGAAAGCCUUGAAAGGGUCUUAAUUGUUAAGAUACUUACUUUUUUAUUAACAGAUGAUACAACUGCUUUUUUGGAGUGGAGUCAAAGUCAGCUGUGCUCAUUUUACAACAGUACCGCGAGCCAGUUAAUGAUUACUCCUUGGAACAGAGAUAAUACCAUGGACAUUGAUGAGGUGUAUGUUCAGUUAACAGUGCUAAGAGAUGACAGAAAACUUGCUGGAACAACACAAGAAGAGCUUGAAGAUUACAGUGAGAUAUUCACAAGCCAUGGUAAUCAUCUAAUUCCUAAGAGAAUUUUAGUGUAUGGGAGGCCAGGAAUAGGAAAGUCGACAUUGUCAAAGAAACUCGCCGUGGAUUGGUCACGCGGCAACAAAGAAAUCCUAAAGAAGUUUGCUGUUGUACUUUUAAUCAAGCUCCGUGAUGUUUGCAACACGAAAGACUUCUGUGCCAUGCUAAAAAAGGCUGAACUAUUGUCUGCUGAUAACUCUGUGGUUUGUAGUCAGUUGUAUGAUUACAUUCUUCGUAACCAACAGAAAGUCCUACUUGUUUUAGACGGCUAUGAUGAAUACAGCGCCGAAAAAUCAUCACCAGUUCAUCUGAUUUGGAAAGGUAGUCAAUUGAGAGAUUGCACUCUUCUUGUGACAACACGACCGCUGAAAAAAGAUGAGUUAAGACCAGGAAGUCACGCACAGUUUGAAAUAAAUGGGUUUGAUCAGUGGCAAGUGGAAACAUUUGCUCUCAAGUUUCUUUGCAACCUAACAGAAGUAAACAAGUUUACAAAUUUCUUGUGUAGACGCGACCUGUGGGACUUGGCGGAAAUACCACUUCUCUUGUUAAUGUUGGUUCUAAGCUGGAAGGUUUCUGAUUAUCAAGGACCAUCAACAUCCCGCGCAACUCUGUAUAACUCAAAAACAGUCUGCGACGAACUAGUGCACUGGCGGUUUUGGAGUCUCCUCUGUAAAUCUUCGUACCUACUUAUGUCUCUUCUGGAGCGUUUCAAUCCCCUUGAACGUACCGUCCGUGAAAAAAAUGACUGUCUUUAUUUCAAGCUCAGCAACGUGCCUGAGGACAUUCGGUUAUUCCUUGAGAAGUUUAUCAGUUUUGGCUUUCUACAGACUUCUAAUCUUUCAAACUCUCCUCGUCCUGAGAAACUGGCAUUCUUUCUCCAUAAAUCGGUGCAAGAAUUCCUUGCCGCCUCGUUUUUGGUUCGUGAUUUAAAAAAUGCCAAGGAAACCUUCAGCUGUCUGUCGAAAGUCGACUCAUUUAAACGGUUCAUGGAGCUAUCUGAAGUUUUCAAAUUUGUUUCGGAGUUGUCAUCAGAAGCCACUGUUGCUGUUUUUAGCCAUCUGAAGAUGAUAGGAGAAAAAGAAGGUCUGACUGAUUACAACUUCUGUGAAAACCCCUCUAUUGAGGAGCUCACUGAAGUACAAAGAGAGUUUUUUCAUAUUAGUCUCGAUCUUUUCCUUUCUCGCACUGCCUCAGAUAGGGAAAAUGUCUAUCCUUCAUUUCUGCAAUGCGUCAACGGUCUUAUAGUGAUAGGUUGUGUGGAUCAACUGCCUAAAGUUUCCAGCGAACACUGCCUGAGAUCAACAAAUUUCCAUAAGCCAGAUUAUGUUUUUUUUCAAGGUGGGUUUCCAGGUGACCCAGAAGAUGUGGGUGAUCAAAUAUUUUCUGUCAUGUCCGAUUUGGACACUGUUUUUGCGACUUGUUAUGGUGACGUAAAAUCCGUGAAUACGUACCACGACCUAUUCCCUCACGAUUUUUUCAUUAAGAAAGUUGGACAUCGAUUAGUGUUCUAUUUAACUCGUGUUCAGCUCGUUAUAUGUACCAGUCCGAAAUUCAUUGAACUGCUUAGAUCAUCAAUAUCAGCACCAAAGUCCUCUCUUCAAGAGCCUGAUCACGUGUGUGAUGAUGAUGUUUGCAGCUCUUUGGAUUUAACUGAGAAAACAUCUGACCAGACUCUGACACACUUUCUGUCAUAUUUAAGAGAGAUUACAGUUCGGCGCCCAACAAGUGUACUUGUCAGUUUACUUAAUAAUCUAGACCAUCUACGUGUGCCUCGACUAUCUAAGCUCGUUUUAUUUGGUGUGGGUUUGGGAAAUCAAGAGUGUCAGUUACUUGCCACUGCUUUAAAAUAUGUUGGUAAGUUACGUAUUCUGCAGUUACCACUUAACCCACUCGGUCACGGGAUAAGUGAGCUUGCCAAACACCUGCCCAAUGUACCUCAUCUGGAAACGCUAGACCUUCGUGAUACACAGAUGGGUGAAGAGGAAGUCACAGCUUUAGCCCAUGCACUAGUUUACGUACCAGAACUGAAGUUCCUUUACCUUUCCGAAAAUCCGCUGGGCCGCGGAGUGACUGAACUAAUCAAGUGUCUCAGAAGUAGUCCUCAGCUUUCUAAUCUCAUGCUCACUCAAGUUCAACUGACAAAGAAAGAAGCCAUUGAGCUGUGUGCAUUAGCAAAUGAAAGGCGCAUAUACAUGUGGUCAGAUUAUCAUGUAAGUUUCUCUUUUUUAAUUUGCAUUAUUAAUGCCCGUUAUACCCAGGAACUUCCCUGUAGACGAAAAGGAACCGUUCUUCAAAGGGGAUGUGUCGCCAUUCUUAUCCAUACUAGGAAACACACAUUUUUGUAAAAAAACUUGUCGAAUGGUAGUCAAGUCGUGACAACAAUUACUAAUGUAUUUUUUUUAGCUAGCCUAGUAUUUUGUAGCUGUACUAAGGCAUCUCUGUUGGACUUAAAUGAUAUUUCAAACGACUGUGUAAAGCCUUUUAGAGCCCUCCUUUUUUAUUUAUUUUAGUCCUGGGGGCUGGUACUGGUUGUUGUUUCUUUGUUCUGGGGACCGGAAUAGGCCUAUAUGAUGGGAAAGGAUUAUCCUCGAAAUAGUGUAUUAAUUGUCGUACAUUUCUCCUUGGUGUAGGAAUUGGAGUCCUUCUUCUUGGAGCAGGAAUAGGGCGUGCUUCUCCCCCCUCCUUCUGGGAGCAGGGAUAGGGCGUGCUUCUUCCCUUAUAUUAACAAGAUUUUGGAGUUCACUCAUUGUGAUUCCAGAUAAUAGCCUUCUGACUAAUUCAUUACGAUUGCUCGUUAUAUUAUUAUUACUAUAUAUAAUAUUUUUCAUGUCCACGGUCAUUAAUAUAAAUAGUAAGCUUCGCUUUAAAUGAUUUAUAUGGGCAUAAUCACCUUCCCAGGCCCCAAAAAACACCAAAAAUAUGCCAUUUAGGGGCCCAAAACGGCGAAAAAUGCUAUUUGCAAGCCCCAAAACCCCCAAGGUCAAGGUCAAGUUCCAGAAGAAAGGAGCGUGGCCAUUUCCAGGAAUUCCCAAGGUCAAAUCCCAAGGUCAAGGUCAAUGGAGCCCAAGGUCAAAUACAAAAACCAUAUAGUAAACCCGAAAUUUGGUAAUGUCCUCGGACCCCCAUAUACUAUACUACUAGCAGGAGGUCGCUGGUUUGAUUACCGUGACUGUACUAAUACUUAAAACAACUAAGCAGUGAAGGUACUGCGUUUGCCUUGCGUUGCUCCAAUGACGUUGAAGUGGCAGUCCCAUCUAGUAGGAGACAUGAAAACUGUGUCCUCAGUUAGUAAAGUGGAACCUCGACAUAACAAAGGGACUGGCAUAAUUUGUUCGGUAGAACGAGGUUUCGUUAUCUCGAGGUUCUUUUUCAUCUAUUUUGCUAUUACUGGGAUGAAGAAAAUCGUCCGUCAUACGGAGGACUUUGUUAUGUAGAGGUUCGUUAUAUCGAGGUUCCACUGUACUUCCUUGCAAAAUACAUUCACAUUUAAAGUUAAGAAGGGUAAUGAAAUAAGGCGGAGUGGUGAAGCUUUUGAUUCUUUCAUCGCAUUCGCUACUUUAUAUUGCACAAAGAUCCUCUCUACUUUUUUUGACCAGUAGCAGUCUCUCGGUUUCUUCCGCUGGGUGAUAGUAGAUCAGGACAAAACGUAACCUGUGAUUCGGCGAUCCUUCUUCCCUUUUGUUUUGGAGGCGAGGGGUAUAGGACUUUUCCCGAAAAAGAAAACCCCUGAUCGCAGGUCAGACAAAACGAGGAAUUUCUCUGUUUACAGUACAUAGUUUUCCUUCUAGAGGGGCGAUUAAACUUGUGCGUUUCGUUAUGACUUUUUCAAUCACGCUGAGGUUUGUAGAGAAUUAGGAACACCAUUGUUUUCGCAAAACAAUCAUGGCUACCAUUUUCACGAUCAGAGACUAACGAACUAACUCUACGUUAUUUUUAAUCCGUUGCUGUUUGUCUUUUUUGUUAGACAUUGCCUUCGCCUGAUAUUCGCCUAUUUACAGAGGCAGAACUACAAGAAAUGGGAGUCACAUUUGAUGAAGAGUGA